AUGGAUCACAGUAGGGACCCUUUUCCGGCCUUGAUGAUUCAAUUAGCAAGAGAAACAAGUGGCACACCCUCCAUUCAGGAGUCGGAUGAUUCCUUGGAUACAAUCCCAUCUGGUUCGGAGUACGAGGCUUCGAGUUCUCCCUCCCCAGAGCCACUCCGACAGAGCACUCGUUCUCGUCGCAUCACUGAUCAAGCUCCAAGCACUCCUGUUAGACCAACCCGAGUUCGAUUUUCCCUUGGAAAGACUUCUCAGAAGCACCUACCUGCAGCGAGUCCCACUGUUUCUUCUGAUACCCCUGCUUCUGUCAUAACUCGCAAUCGCCAGACUGAUACAGAUCCCGUAAAUGCAAAGGGACGUUUAAAGAACGCGACUCCCGCUAAGGAUUGUUUUCAAGAGACAUCGGGAGGCCACCCCAGACUGAGCACAGCUUUGGAUUCUAUGAAUGCAAACAGCUCCCCCAAUGACUCGACUCCUUCACUCGACUCCGAUUGUUCCUCGCAGAAUAGAGAGUCCUCUUUCGUCCCUGGGUUCAAUAUGGAUCCUCCUAAGCCUAGUACUUUCAGCACAUCUCAUGGGUCUUCUUCUGGCUACGACAAGGCCUCCACUAGUAUCAACCCUACUUCAGAGCUCCCAACUACCAGUGCAUCUCCCAGGACUCAUUCAAGCCCUGACGAAGCUCCGUUUGGCUACAGCGGUUACCGGUCUCCUCUUCGGGAUUACGUCUUUUCUACUCCCCCGGACCCUUCAACACAUCCUCCAAGGGAUCCCGACCUGGAUCCUUAUAUGGACCCUCAUCAGCCAUAUGGCUCAGCGGUCAUGUCAGGUAUUACCCCCUUUGAAGACCUGAAUGUCCUUCCCUCCACAUUCAUGUACCCCGGAGAGACUUCCGACAACAGCAAUUGGAUCACCGACCCAAUGGGUGUCUACACCCCCGAGGAGUUUGAGCGCAUCAUAGCGUCUGAGCAGGAGGUCCUGCGUGAAAUGGGCGAUCCCCAUGUCGAUCCACCGCAUAUGUUUUCCUGGGAAGAGCAGCGAUGUAUGAGAAGACGCCUUGCUCCGGAUGUUCUCGCUGCUGAGAUGAAAGCUGCCGUUGAUGCGAUAGAAGCUGAAAAUGCUGGCGAUGAGCGUCUACAGCCUGGAUAUUGGAAUUCUAUCGGUCCCCCUCAGCAUUAUCCCACCGAGGCUGAUGCACCUGGGUCUUCUCUCACUCAGCAUCCUCCGGCUCAACUGGAGCCUGAUGAACCCGCUCAUACUGAAUCUUCUUCUGCUCAAGCUACCUCUCCUGAUCUCAGGGAAGCGUCCGAGGUCCCAAGUCAGACCCUGCAGUCAGUGGAGGAGACAUUCCAAGUCUCAGCCGUGAAGCGUGCCCGAGACAGUUCACCCGAGACGAAGACCUCGACCUCAGACCUAUCAACCACGGCUUCAGCAAGAACGUCAGUUUCGGUCCAGCGUCGCAGCAUCUCAUCCAGGGUCAAGACCACGAGCCCUUCGGCUACGUCAACUUCAACAUGCCGCCGUUCUCAGAAUGAGCCUGUAACGCCUGCGCCUGCCUCGACACCAUCCCGCCGUAGUUUGAGAAUCAGCCGAAAGGCCGAGCUGGGUACUCCAGCGCCUCAAGUCACCGUCUCCUCGCGCCGUCUGCGCAGCGCUGACGUCAACCCCAGCUCCAGCGCUAGGAAGAUUGGCAAGGGCAACGCAACCCCAGAUUCAUGGGAGACAGCACCUAUCGCAGACAAGAUGAUGUCCCAGAUGAAAGAGACGACGACGAUGUCGUGGGGGGUUAUCACCGCUACAUGGAAUGAUAACCGACCUGUCCAGGACAAUAUCAUGACAUGGCGAGCAGUGAGCAAGCGAUGGGGACGGAUUAAGGAAAAGAUUGGUGUUUGGCCUGGUUUCGACGAGGUUCUUCUGGAAAACUUGCGUGAGUUCGAUUCGGAGCUGAACAACGAUGGCUUUUUGCAGAUUGCCGAUCUUGUUUCGGCUGAGCUUGGUUGGGAGAUUCCCGCCGCAGUUUGCCAGCGUCGAUACGAAUUCCUUAAGGAGUCUGAUAAGCUCAAUUUGAAGGGUAAGGGCAAGGCUCGAAAGUAA
Messenger RNA from Penicillium robsamsonii, 2088 nucleotides. RefSeq lists its product as uncharacterized. The coding region runs from base 1 to 2088 and encodes 695 amino acids. The record is from RefSeq and is a predicted model, not a curated record. Lineage: Eukaryota; Fungi; Ascomycota; Eurotiomycetes; Eurotiales; Aspergillaceae. The transcript has 5 exons.